Messenger RNA from Fopius arisanus, 3406 nucleotides. RefSeq names its product tuberous sclerosis 1 protein hamartin (gene Tsc1). The transcript has 6 exons. Lineage: Eukaryota; Metazoa; Arthropoda; Insecta; Hymenoptera; Braconidae. The record is from RefSeq and is a predicted model, not a curated record. The coding region runs from base 245 to 3328 and encodes 1027 amino acids. Gene Ontology annotation, biological process: regulation of cell cycle; negative regulation of cell population proliferation; negative regulation of TOR signaling. Gene Ontology annotation, cellular component: TSC1-TSC2 complex.
CGCCAACCUUGAGCAACUAAUCCGCCAUAAAGUCCGAACACCCUGAGGAGAACCUGAGGAAGUGCAACGUCGAUUUUUGCAACUCGAUGUUCCUCGGGUCCAGUGACAUUGAUCCGGGGGUGGCCAAUCAACAGGAUCAACAGAUGGCGAAAAUAACUUCCAGCCAUCGUCAACCUUCAAAGACCAAAAAUACUGAACAAUAGAAUUUAAUUUAUGUCGAGUGGAAGGAAGAAUCAUAGUCGGGAUGAGUGUCAACAGUUCUGGUGUGGCUGAUUUUUUUCACAUGCUCGAGUCCAAUAAGUUGAGCGAUGUGGAGGAGAUCAAGAAAGUUUUUCACGAUCAUUUUUUAUCCACAAAAGAUAGCUGGUUGGUCAAUGGGCUCUUUGAUUACUACUUAUCAACGGACUCCCUGCGUACGAUUGAGGUACUCGCGGGAGUGCGUGAGCCACAUGAUAAAUAUCUCUUGGAUCGUCUCUCGGAUACAUUGGCCAGGCCCAGUAGCAGUGGCCAACGUUUGAAGGUACUCACCGUUCUUGGACAUGUUGCCAGAAGACAGCCAACCCUUUACAAAUUGGCCAAUCAUCCACUCUUCAGAGAACUACUCAAACUGCUUAAAGUUGAUUCUGAGGCUUUGUCACUCAUGAGUGGGCUUCUGCUGCUUGUGACAUUACUGCCAAUGUUACCAGCUGCACUUGGUCCCUAUUUGCAUGAGAUAUUUGAGGUAUUCGGACGUCUGGCCUCAUAUUAUCAUUUCCAAUCCUCUAAUCUUGCUUCUACUAUUGGCAGUGGAAAUAGUAUGGAUAAGGAUCAACUUUAUUUACUGCAUCUACAGGUUGGAUUGUACAGUUUGUUCCACCGUUUAUACGCGAUGUACCCCUGCAACUUCAUAGCUUAUCUGAAACAGCAGUACUCCCAGAGGGAUCAUGAUGUUUUUAAAUUAACAAUUAAACCGAUGCUGGAGUCUGUGCGGCUGCAUCCACUACUCGUCACUGCCUCUAAAGAUGUAGAGACGAAUGCAGCUAGAUGGAAGAAAAUGGAGCACCACGACGUGGUGGCAGAAUGUGGCCGUUUUGCUCUUGACAGGAGUAGAGAGGAGAUAUUGGCACCCAUAAAUCUUCGUGCUACUCCAAUACCAGAUCAUCUGUGCCCUUAUACGCCAGUGAGUGUGGCAGAGGGAUUAUCAGGGACAAGGACUACGAAUGGAGAUGAGGAUUCAUUCUGGUCUCCCAGCAUGGCCAUUCCUCCUCACAGUCCACCCCCACUGUCAGCCCCUAGCCUCGAGCCUCGAUCUACACCAUCAACCCCCAAUAACAACAGAAGCAACUCCUCACCACCGGAAGCAGCGGUUGAAGCAACACCUGAAACAACUCCUGUUAAAGAUAUUCGACAGGUCUCUUCGCGACAGCCACCUCUGGGCUCAGCUGCUGUUAGAGCCCUGGGGGCCUUUGGGAAUGGAUCGUUGACUGGAAAUUCAAGACCAUCUACCCCAACUUUCAUCAAUUCCAAUGCCUCAGCUUUUUCGGGAAUCGGAGGUAGUGGAGAUGGUGGAAUUCUUUCGCAGAAAAUAAAUAGACUCGUUGCUGAUCGUCAGAGUGUUCUCCAAACGCAGAGAUCUUUCAAUUUUGAAGGGGUUGGGAGGGGCUUGGAGAGCAGUCCAGGAAGAAAUGGAAAAAAUGAUAGUUGGAAGGAGGAUCAAGAGGUGGAAAUUGUUAAUUCCCAAGCUUGCAGAUCCUUGACAUUCCUAGAACGUCAACCGUACAAUGAUGAUAAGGCCCGUGGUGCAAGAGGAGAUCUAUCAAAGAAAAUAAAAAGACUGAGAUUUUACUCCCAAUGUCCCUCUCAACAGCCAUGUCCACUCCCCCAGGAGGAUAUCUGUAACGUGCGAAGAACAAACUCCUGUCCAGACAUGAAACCGCGAAAAAAGUUGAGCACAUUAAUGGAUAAUUUUAGGAGCAUUGUUGGGGCCAAAUGUAGUGAAGAAGUUGGAACACAAACAUCCGACCUUAUUCCUUAUGAGCAUCUGUUGGUUGGAUUACUAGAGCAGAGGCAUCAUGAACAGCAAGCAUCAAAACAGAGUGCUGAGUCGAGAUUGUCUCCAAGCUCGAUGCUUGAUCGAUAUAUUGAGGCUUGUUCGCGUAUUAGUUCUUCCACUGGGGACAAAAAAAGACUCAGGAAGAAGGAUGACGAUAGGGACGACUGGAUCGAGGACUUUGGGAGUGAUAAUCCACAGCUGCAAAUGAUGCAGAUGCAGUUGUUGUUUGAACGACAAAGAAGGGAGGUUCAUGCUGAGAGGAAUAGAAGACUACUGGGAAAAUUAAGAGAUUCUAGGGCACUAGAAGAGCAGAAUGCUGCAUUGACUGAUCGACUACGUAUGGCGGAGAGCGAAAUCGAGGGUUUCAAGGGUGAGAUAGAUCGCAAUAAAAAGGAGAGCAGAAUUGCUGAGGAGAGAUAUGCCGAUGCUCUUCAUCAUUGGCAAUCAAAGUGUGUUGAAGAGCAGAAUCAGAAUCGACUUCUCAGAGAAAAAGUUGAAGCAAUCGAACUGGAACUGAAAAACGAGAAGAAGAGGGUGAUUGAGUGUGAGCAACAAGCGAGAUCAGCCGAAGCCUUGUUGUUCGAUGCUGCACAUCAACUGAAGUGUGCACUCAAGGCCGCAAGUCGAGGGGACGAGUUGAAGAGAACACUGGAUCUCAUGCACAAACGAUUCCUACUCUUGGGAGAGGCUCAAUCAAAACUGCAGGAGCGUACGUCUGGGCCAGUUCCAAUGUCUAGACAGGAAGCAGCACAGAUACAGAGAGCUUACUCUGAAGAAUUAUCGAAUUUAAAACGCCAGUUAGACUCACGAACAUCCAUGAUAGAAGCUCUGAGGGUUCGCCUAGUGGAGUUAGAAAGCCGUGAAACCCGUACAGAAGCACAAUUGAUUGACCAACAGCGUUUACUGCAAGAAGCAAAAGACAGGAAUGAAGCAGAACUGUGUGCAGUUGAGUCCAAAUACAAAUCUCAAGUUGAGAUAAAUCUCCUCCUGGAGAGUCGUAUAUUGGAGCUACAUGGAAGCCUGGAGGCAGCGACAAUUGGCUCUGGCUCAGCAGCUGUGAAUCUUGCCUCCUCUGCAUCGCCGAAGGAACGAUCGCCCCCUUUAUCAGGCAGUCUGGCCUCUUCGAGUGAAGGUAGCCUGGCAUUUCACUCUAGCACUGGUAUAAUCAGUGAUUGUUGUGAUUCUGCUGGUGAAAUAGCCAAUCUCCAGGCUAUUGUCGAACCUGCCCCGUCAACAUCGAGUCAAGCCACUACGCCAUCACGUUCCAGUCAUAGACACGUACCAAAACGAGACUAAAACGAUUAAUAUUAGUGAAAGAAAAGAAAUAAUACAUUGACGUUACGAUGAAAAUAUGUUGAACUAAAGAAGAAUGAA